AUGUCAAAUCGAAGAAAAACAACCCCUGUACGUCUUGGUGUAGUAGACGACUUGGAUAGUAAAAAAAUUAUUAAAAAUGAUUUUAUAGAUGAAAUAGAUACAAAUUAUACAACACCAGACCAUCCUUCUACUUCAUCUUUUGGACAUCAACGACAACAUAUAAAUGAUGACGAUGAUAACAAUAAGACACCAAGUAACGCCUUAGAAGCAAUUACAUGUGAUUCUGAUAUAAAUGAGAAAAAAGACGAUAAUUUAAAAAAAUUAAUUGAAAAUGGUUGCACUUUUUUAAAUAAUUCGGACAAUAAUUCAAAUGAAUUAUCUAAUGAAUGCAUCAAUGUGAUUUUCGCAGAUGGUACAAUGUCGGAUGAGACAAACAAAAAACAGAUUGCACAGCAGUUAAGAGGUUCCUCAUCAAAUUCAUCAUUGGUACCUUUUAUAAGAAUAACUAAUUCACCAACCAAUUCUUUGAAUGCCCUGCCGUCUCCCAAUAAAAGUGUUACUUCAAAUAUCUCAGAUAACACAAACAUAUCUAACAAUUCUCCUACAUUUAUUAAUCCUGAAUUGCCAGAGCUCAUCAAUAAUAUUGAAAGUAACAAUUUGGAACCAACAAUUGUAAAAGAAGUUAAUAAAGUUAUUAAUAGUUUAGAUACCGUUCAUAAUAGACUUGAUAUUCUUACCUCACUAAUUUCACAUUUAAGUAGUGUUAAAGAAAGUAUUGUUGAAAAAGAUAAAGCAUCAAAAGAAGCUGAAAGAGGAAAAGAAUUUCUUAAAAAAAUUAAAGAAAAAGAAGAGGAUCAGAAGAAAAAAGAUUUAAAUACAAUGAAUAGUAAUAAUUUUCAAGAUCUUUUACUUCAACAAACUUUGUUGCUACAAAAUCCAACUGUUGGUAAUGUCGCACAGAAUAUUUCCAAUAAUACUGGUGGUCUUAAUAAUAACCAAUCAUCAUUUCAAAACAUCAUAGGUUUAAGAGAAUCAAAUUAUGAAUCAUUACUUGCAUUACAACAAUUAGGUAAUCCUUUGUUUAAUGCUAUGUUAAAUGCUUCAUCUAAUCAGUUACCACCCUUAAAUUCAAAUGCAAUUUUAAAUCAACAAUUACUUCAAUUAGCAUUUGCUAGUAUUGGUAAUGGAUCUGGAAAAAAUAUACCACUUUUUGGAUAUACAAAUUCUAAUGAUCAACCAUUAAAUUUAAGCAAAAAUAGCACCUCUGAUAGUCCUCAUCUUGAUAAUGAUACCUAUGAUAAUAGUAAUACACAUGAUGUAUCUGGUAAGACCUCAGAGACAGACUCUAAUAAUAGCUCUACAAGACAAUCUAAUGUUAUAUCACCAAUAAACCAACGCCUAUUUACCAUAGCAAAUGGCAAUUAUAUAUCCUCUGGCAAUGGAACAGUUAGUGAAAAUAUAAACAAUACUCUUAAUGAAAAUCAAUCUCCAUUUUCUUCUGGAAAAAGUUCACCAGGAGGAAAUAGUAGUGUCUCAAGUAACUGUGCAUCAAUUAAUUUAAAUCCUUUUGAUUCUAAUCAAUUAAAUAAUUCUUUAAAUAAUUCAUUAUUGGAUAAUGGUAUUAAUUAUUCUAAUCCUGUCAACUUUAGACCAUGUCAAUCAAAAUCACCUAAUCAUAUAAAACGUCCAAUGAAUGCAUUUAUGGUUUGGGCACGUGAUGAAAGAAGAAAAAUUCUUAAAAAAUGUCCUGAUAUGCACAAUAGUAAUAUUUCUAAAAUUCUUGGUAGUAAAUGGAAAGCAAUGUCUAAUCAGGAAAAACAACCAUAUUAUGAAGAACAAAGUCGUUUAUCUAAACUUCAUAUGGAACUUCAUCCUGAUUAUCGUUAUCGUCCACGUCCAAAAAGAACAUGUAUAGUUGAUGGAAAAAAAGUUCGUAUAAACGAGUAUAAAAAUAUAAUGAAAAACAAAACUGUUACCGGUUAUCCAAACGCAACUACUCAAUCCAAUGAAAGUUGGAGUCUUCAUGGAGACAGUAAUAAUCAAUUAAUACCUAAUAAAAUCAAUCAAACUUCCUCAUCUAAUAGUACAAAAAAUGGAAAUAUUCCUUUAUCUACAUUAAAUGUUUCAGCUGCAUUUGCUGCUGCAGCAUCAUCUGGAUCUCUUCAAAAUUAUCCAGCUAGCUUAUUGAAUGCUGUUGGAUUAAGUGAUUUUAAUGCUGUAUCACUUUUUGGAGAUUUAUCAACACAUAAUUCUCAAAAACAAGUGAUGCAAACUGCCGAGUAA
This is a messenger RNA of Strongyloides ratti, 2223 nucleotides long. RefSeq names its product FI18025p1. Gene Ontology annotation, biological process: regulation of transcription by RNA polymerase II; cell fate commitment. The record is from RefSeq and is a predicted model, not a curated record. The transcript has 5 exons. Lineage: Eukaryota; Metazoa; Nematoda; Chromadorea; Rhabditida; Strongyloididae. Gene Ontology annotation, cellular component: nucleus. Bases 1 to 2223 code for a protein of 740 amino acids. Gene Ontology annotation, molecular function: RNA polymerase II cis-regulatory region sequence-specific DNA binding; DNA-binding transcription factor activity, RNA polymerase II-specific.